This is a messenger RNA of Caenorhabditis bovis, 990 nucleotides long. NCBI's taxonomy places the organism in Eukaryota, Metazoa, Nematoda, Chromadorea, Rhabditida, Rhabditidae. The record is from the annotation of a GenBank genome assembly.
AUGAGUAAACGCUAUGAAACAAUAAAACAUCUUGGAGAAGGUCAGUUUGCAAACGUUUAUCUCGCCAAAGAUUUCGAAACCGGCGAGGUUGUCGCGAUCAAAAAGAUUAAACUCGGAUCCCGCGAAGAAGCUAAAGACGGAAUUAAUCGAACCGCGCUUCGGGAAAUCAAAUUGCUCAAAGAAAUUCAGCACGACAAUAUAAUUGGACUCCGUGAUGUCAUCGGGCACCGAACAAGCAUCCAACUUGUGUUCGAUUUCAUGGAAACCGAUUUGGAGCAAGUUGUCAAGGACCAUUCCAUCAUUUUAAUGCCGGCGCAUAUUAAAAAUAUCACAAUGCAAACAUUAUUAGGGCUCGAAUUCCUUCACGCUCAUUGGAUUCUUCACCGUGAUUUGAAGCCAAAUAACUUGCUUAUGAACAAUAUGGGAAGAGUGAAAUUGGCGGAUUUUGGUCUUGCAAGAUUUUUUGGAUCACCAAAUAAAGUUUACACCCACCAGGUCGUUACCAGAUGGUACCGAGCCCCCGAAUUGCUGUAUGGCGCGAGAUCCUAUGGAACUGGAAUUGAUAUUUGGUCUAUCGGAUGCAUAGUCGCAGAGCUUCUUUUGAGAAGCCCAAUUUUCCCCGGUGAUAGCGAUAUUGAUCAACUUGUCAAAAUUUACAAUGUUCUCGGAGAACCCACUGAAGAAUUAUGGCCAGCAAUGACAAAUCUGCCAAGCUACGUUGUCAUUAAGCCUCAAAACGAAACCCCUCCUGAGAUGACGUUCAUAUUUUCUGCAGCUGGCCCUGAUCUGAUAGAUCUUUUGAAGGCAAUGCUCACAUUCGACCCCAUUAAACGCUGCACAACGACUCAAGCCCUUCACAUGGAUUACUUUAAAAACCAGCCGUAUUCUUGCCCAGAUGAGGAGCUCCCAUUGCCAAAUCGACAGCCGAAAAGGCGGCGGAUGGAUGAAAUGGAGGGCGGGGCCGGAGUGCGGCGACUCCUUUUUGAUUAG